Messenger RNA from Capsicum annuum, 1714 nucleotides. Its product is annotated as shikimate O-hydroxycinnamoyltransferase. The transcript is spliced from 3 exons. The coding region runs from base 165 to 1472 and encodes 435 amino acids. NCBI's taxonomy places the organism in Eukaryota, Viridiplantae, Streptophyta, Magnoliopsida, Solanales, Solanaceae. Gene Ontology annotation, molecular function: acyltransferase activity, transferring groups other than amino-acyl groups. The record is from RefSeq and is a predicted model, not a curated record.
CCAUUACUUUACUAUAUAAGAAACUCCUACUUUUCAUAGUUUCAGUUGAUUAUAUUAUAUAGUAGUACUAUAUAUUUCUCAACCCACUCCCAACCAUAUUAUCACCCAUAACUUUAAGGCAAAAAGCUCAACUACACCAUCUGUUCCUCCUUUUUUUACAAGAGAUGAAGAUCGAGGUGAGAGAAUCGACGAUGGUGCAGCCGGCAACGGAGACGCCGCAAAUACGGCUAUGGAACUCUAAUGUUGAUUUAGUGGUUCCUAAUUUCCAUACUCCGAGUGUUUAUUUUUAUAGACCGAAUGGAUCCGCAAAUUUUUUCGACGGAAAAGUGCUGAAGGAUGCGCUUAGUAGAGCAUUAGUGCCGUUUUAUCCGAUGGGAGGGAGGUUAUGCAGGGAUGAAGAUGGACGUAUUGAGAUUGAUUGUAAAGGACAAGGUGUGCUUUUUGUGGAAGCUGAAUCUGAUGGUGUAGUCGAUGAUUUUGGUGAUUUUGCACCGACGUUGGAGCUCCGACGGCUUAUUCCGGCCGUUGAUUACUCACAAGGAAUUGAAUCGUAUGCUCUGUUAGUGUUGCAGAUAACACAUUUUAAAUGUGGGGGAGUUUCCCUCGGUGUGGGCAUGCAACAUCACGCAGCAGAUGGAGCUUCGGGUCUUCACUUCAUCAACACAUGGUCCGAUAUGGCUCGUGGUCUGGACCUCACAAUCCCACCUUUCAUUGACCGUACCCUCCUCCGUGCUCGUGAUCCACCUCAGCCCAAGUUCCCCCACAUCGAGUACCAGCCACCUCCCACUCUCAAGGUAACUGCAGAAAAUGCUCCCAACUCAGAACCUGUUCCUGAGACUAGUGUGUCCAUCUUCAAACUGACCCGCGACCAGAUCAAUGCCCUCAAAGCCAAGUCCAAAGAAGAUGGAAAUACAGUUAACUACAGCUCCUAUGAGAUGUUGGCAGGACAUGUGUGGCGCUCCACUUGUAUGGCACGAGGACUAGCUCAGGAUCAAGAAACCAAGUUGUACAUAGCAACUGAUGGGCGUGCUAGGCUCCGACCUUCUCUCCCAUCAGGCUAUUUUGGCAAUGUGAUAUUCACUGCCACUCCUGUUGCAGUCGCUGGUGAUCUCCAAUCGAAGCCUAUUUGGUAUGCAGCCAGCAAAAUUCAUGAUCAGUUGGCUAUAAUGGACAACGACUACUUAAGAUCAGCUCUUGAUUAUUUGGAAUUGCAGCCUGACUUGAAAGCACUCGUUCGUGGUGCACAUACAUUUAAGUGCCCGAAUUUAGGAAUAACUAGCUGGUCUAGGCUGCCAAUCCAUGAUGCUGAUUUUGGCUGGGGCAGGCCAAUAUUUAUGGGACCUGGUGGUAUUGCUUAUGAAGGCUUAAGUUUUAUAUUGCCAAGUCCGACCAAUGAUGGCAGUCAAUCAGUUGCCAUUUCACUGCAAGCAGAACACAUGAAGCUUUUCGAGAAGUUCUUGUAUGACAUUUGAAAGAAGCCAAGUUCCUGUGCUGCUUCCACUGGGACUUUCAAUGCUGAACAUGUAAAAGAGACUCUUUUUAUUUUUUUCAUUGGAGGUUUUUCUUUGUUCUUUUUUUGUUUCCACACUGAACAUCAGUUUUAUUUCCGCUUCUAGGAUGCAUGGAUUAUAUACUGAAGCUAAACUGCUAGUGUUUUGUGUCCGCGAGGGACCUCAAUUUUUUCGUACUUGAAUGUGAAAACAUGUUUACGACA